Peromyscus leucopus (white-footed mouse) is the source of this 6309-nucleotide messenger RNA. It is a transcript of the gene Slc23a2, whose product is annotated as solute carrier family 23 member 2. NCBI's taxonomy places the organism in Eukaryota, Metazoa, Chordata, Mammalia, Rodentia, Cricetidae. Gene Ontology annotation, molecular function: transmembrane transporter activity. Bases 231 to 2177 code for a protein of 648 amino acids. The record is from RefSeq and is a predicted model, not a curated record. The transcript is spliced from 16 exons. Gene Ontology annotation, biological process: L-ascorbic acid metabolic process; transmembrane transport. Gene Ontology annotation, cellular component: membrane.
CGAGGCGGCGGCGGCGGCGGCGGCGGCAAGGCACUGCGGCGCGAGCGGCGCGGAUCGGCGAGACGCGAGCCCAGCGAGCCGCAGGCAGGUGAUAAGGGAUGACGCUAAUCUCCGUCUGAGAAUCCCGCGUUCCAGGUGCUGAAGAGAGCUACCUCUGCGCUCCUGGCUUGAACAAGCCUUCACUGCAGCCACGCCAGGGCAACACUUGUGUAGGUUGCUCAACUUCCUUAAUGAUGGGUAUCGGCAAGAACACGACCUCCAAAUCAGUGGAGGCUGGUGGUUCCACGGAAGGCAAAUAUGAAGAGGAAGCGAAGCACCCCAAUUUCUUCACUCUCCCGGUGGUGAUCAACGGAGGGGCCACGUCCAGCGGCGAGCAGGACAACGAAGACACUGAGCUCAUGGCCAUCUACACAACGGAAAAUGGCGUCGCAGAGAAGAGUUCUCUUGCAGAGACCCUAGACAGCACCGGGAGUCUGGAUCCCCAGAGGUCAGAUAUGAUCUACACUAUAGAGGAUGUUCCUCCCUGGUACUUGUGCAUAUUCCUGGGGUUGCAGCACUACCUGACGUGUUUCAGCGGCACAAUCGCCGUGCCCUUUCUGCUGGCUGACGCCAUGUGUGUGGGGGAUGACCAGUGGGCCACCAGCCAGCUCAUCGGGACCAUUUUCUUCUGCGUGGGAAUCACUACAUUGCUGCAGACAACAUUUGGAUGCAGGUUACCCCUGUUUCAGGCCAGUGCUUUUGCAUUUUUGGCCCCUGCUCGAGCCAUCCUGUCUUUAGAUAAAUGGAAAUGUAACACCACAGAGAUUACAGUUGCCAAUGGAACGGCAGAGUUGCUGGAGCACAUCUGGCAUCCCCGGAUCCAGGAGAUCCAGGGAGCUAUCAUCAUGUCCUCAUUGAUAGAAGUGGUCAUCGGCCUCCUUGGCCUGCCGGGGGCUCUGCUGAGGUAUAUUGGACCCCUGACCAUCACACCCACCGUGGCCCUCAUUGGCCUCUCUGGUUUCCAGGCAGCAGGAGAGAGAGCGGGGAAGCACUGGGGCAUUGCCAUGCUGACAAUUUUCCUAGUGUUACUAUUCUCGCAGUAUGCCAGAAAUGUUAAAUUUCCUCUCCCAAUUUACAAAUCCAAGAAAGGAUGGACUGCAUACAAAUUACAACUUUUCAAAAUGUUUCCUAUAAUCCUGGCCAUCCUCGUGUCCUGGCUGCUCUGCUUCAUCUUCACGGUGACCGAUGUCUUCCCUUCCAACAGCACCAACUACGGCUACUACGCACGCACAGACGCCAGGAAGGGCGUGCUUCUGGUAGCCCCGUGGUUUAAGGUUCCAUACCCAUUUCAGUGGGGGAUGCCCACCGUCUCUGCGGCCGGCGUCAUCGGCAUGCUCAGUGCUGUGGUCGCCAGCAUCAUCGAGUCCAUCGGUGACUACUAUGCCUGUGCCAGGCUCUCCUGCGCCCCGCCACCUCCUGUCCAUGCAAUAAACAGGGGUAUUUUUGUGGAGGGUCUUUCCUGUGUUCUCGAUGGCAUAUUUGGUACUGGGAACGGUUCUACCUCCUCCAGUCCCAAUAUUGGAGUUUUGGGAAUUACAAAGGUUGGCAGCCGCCGAGUGAUCCAGUAUGGCGCAGCACUCAUGCUGGGCUUGGGCAUGAUUGGCAAGUUCAGUGCCCUGUUUGCAUCCCUCCCAGACCCUGUGCUCGGAGCCCUCUUCUGCACGCUCUUUGGAAUGAUCACAGCUGUUGGCCUCUCUAACCUGCAGUUCAUUGACUUGAACUCUUCCCGGAACCUGUUUGUGCUUGGAUUUUCCAUCUUCUUCGGGCUUGUUCUUCCAAGUUACCUCAAACAAAACCCUCUGGUCACAGGUAUAACAGGAAUUGAUCAAGUACUGAAUGUCCUUCUCACAACUGCGAUGUUCGUAGGAGGCUGUGUGGCUUUUAUUUUGGACAACACCAUCCCAGGUACCCCAGAGGAACGAGGAAUCAAGAAAUGGAAGAAGGGUGUGAGCAAAGGGAACAAGUCUCUUGAUGGCAUGGAGUCCUACAAUUUGCCAUUCGGCAUGAGCAUUAUUAAAAAGUACAGAUGCUUCAACUACCUGCCUAUAAGCCCAACGUUUGCAGGCUACACAUGGAAAGGCUUUGGGAAGAGUGAGUCCAGCCGGAGUUCAGACAAAGACUCCCAGGCCACAGUAUAGCCUUUGCUGUGCCCUGUGGCCUGGCCACAGUGAGGCGUGUAUCUGUAGUCCCUUGCUGAGUAACAAGAAGAUAUAUGUUUGUAUAUCUACAUUGGCAUCCUGCACCUCAGAGCUAAGACAGGUUGCACAUCACUCUUCUGUUGUGGGUGGUGAUUGUGUCCAAUAUGGUGUCUCGCUUGUCUCCUUAUUGGUCCCUUACCCUUUUCAUGUCUGUUGCUGGCCUUGGUCACUGAACUUGAAACCACAGUCCUGCCAUUGGAGUGGGCAUUGGAAUCUGUAGUGGUCCUGCUUUCAGCUCCCUGCUGCGCAGACUCUUUCCUGCAAGCCACUUCAAGGUACAGGGAUUUCUGCUUCUUAAACACUAUGGCCCGCUCUUUUCGCCUGACCUCAACCUGAGCCCUGUGGAGACCUCCUCUGGCCAAGGGGCCACCAGUGUCUUUACUUUGUCACAUCUGCCUGGUCAGAGUGAUUCUGUUGUCCCCAAUACCCAGGAGCCUAUUGACAUGACUGACUGGUGACAUGGCCGUCCUGUGCCCAGAUGUGAGCAUGCGUAAGGUCUGCAUAGCUGUGACCAGGAGGAACUCUGUUUAGGAGAUUGACAGGGAUGAAAAGGUCCUGAGGCAGUGGGAUUCUCAACUACCCUCCUCCUUGCCACCCUGCCCCAUCCAGGUCAGCACAGUUCCUACUAGUCCGUUUUCCUGGCUGAGACAACCUGUUUGGCAUUCUCACUGCUGGCUGGUGUGACGGGUAUAGAGUGCGCACAGAUAUGGGCACCCUGGCUCUGCUGUCCUGUACUGUUUCAUGUGUUUUGUUCCUAUUUAAUGUUAUGACUAUAGCGGACUUUUGAAAUCAGUGUUUUUCCAUGUGAAGUUCUAAUCUUGCAUUCUAUUCCUUGUCCUCUACCCUUUACCCCUUUAAGAAAAGAACCAGCAUCUGUAAACUGGGUACCAUCAGGGAAGCUUCUUGGAAUGGCUAUCCAAGGCCAGUGACCAUUGUUGUGGGUGUGUUUUGUACUGCUCGAUACCAUGAAAGUGUAAAUACUGUAAUGUCUAAUCUAUUUAUCACAACUGACUACUGGACCAGAACCCAGAAACAUGGGCCGAGUUACAUGUGAAUUUGUUUGGUGAAGAAGGGAACCUGGGACAGUAAUCCAGCAUCACCACAUGGAAUGUGCCAUUUCCUUCUGUUGCAAGUCAUUGCUGGUAGAUCUGGCCUAAUAAGACUUUGUGUGGGUUGUCAGGUCACAUGUCCACUUAGCCAAAUAGCUUGUGUAAUUGGUUGCAGAAGAUAGUAAAAAAAGCAGCUACCGGCGCCCUCUGUGAAGUAUUCUGAUCACACACUCUUGCUGACAAAUGACUUGUAUUGAAUUUGGUUUUCAAGCCAAGGGAAAAGCCUGAGACAUAGAGUAAUGACCUUGCUUCGUGCGAUGGUACCUCUUAAGUCACUGUGGACCUGGCUGAACUGUGUGGCAGUGAGCAUUCCUGCCUCGCUUAGCAAGGCGUGACUCUCGGUAGCCUUCUCCACAGUAUGUGUCUCUGGGCCCCGGCCCCCAGGCUGGCUCGGUGUCACCACAUUGCUAGGCCUUUGUCUUCAUCUUUGCAGCACUCAUGAGAGUUUGGGGUUUCCAUAACACCUCACCUCAGAGCCACUGCAUUGUUUUGCCAAACUCUUACUCCAGAUUAAGUAAAGAACUUGGUUUCUACUUGCAUUUAGCUCUAUGUGUUUUCUGAAGUGUAUUCAGAGUAAUCAGUGCUUUGGAAGCGUGUUGGUGGGUAGGUGCCCUUUGUCCCUCCUUCCGUAGCAAGCCUGUGAGGCUGAGAGCUCACCUGCUCUGCGUUCACUCUGUUGCCUCAGUCAGCGUGUUGCUUGGUAAUCCAGCUUCUCUGGAAGCUUCUGGGAUUUCCAGUAUUGCGGUGCAGGAGUCCACACAGCAGCAUGAGAACGGCCAGUGAUCCGAGCCCGGUGUCCUGCCUGCUGCACAGCCUGCUGAGUGCUGCCCCAAGGCUUCCCGCUCAGUUGGUCACAUUUUGCUCUGGUCACUAUUAGUUUGGGGCAUGGGCUCAGCAAGAAUCUACAUAUGAUCAAGGAAGUGCUGUGCCAUCAUCUCCAGGGAAGCAGGCUUCCCUGCUUCUCCAGAACUGACUGUUGAUGUUCUUGGAAGGAAGAGGCAGGUGGGAAGAGAGAGAGCGGCCCGGCCAGGUGCCUCCCCGGAGUUGUGUACUUUCUGUACAGCCUUGAGUGAUUGGCACCUCGUAACAACUGGGAAGGUUUGUCCAUGCAGCAUGUCGUCCCCCAGAACAUUAGGGAAUGUGCGUUUAUGUGCCUGGAGGGGGUUUUUAGGGCGUGGGGGCAUGGUGCCAUGUGUGGUCAGUCUGGUAGACCUUGUGUCUGGCUUGUGGAGCUGCACUCUAGGACUCGCUGUGUUUUGUCUGCCAUUGGGCAGUUCAGAAGUAUUUCAGACAUGAACAUCCUUACAGGGCAUUCCAUCUCUUCUUCUCACAGUGAACACUUGCCUCCUGCCUUUACCCGAGAGCCAGCAUCUGUAUCCGCAGAGAAAACAGAAGGUGGGAACAAGGACAGGAAAGGGUUCCCUGUGCAGGAGACCCAGGUUGGAGGUCAUGGGAAAUGGCACCAGUCUUUUUAAGUGAUUUUCUUCCUCAUUUAUGGGUUAGAGCUUGAUUCAUUGGGACGUUUACGCUCAGAGUCUUUCUGAAGAGGGUUUCCGGUUAUUGGGAUUAAUCCGGCAAGAGAAGUGGCUUUACCAGGCCAGCUGGAGUGAAACAUUGUGGGUCCUGCUGGUACCCAUUUCCACGGUAACAAAUUCACAUGCAGGAUUUACUUUAUACUGUAGAAUACUGACUUUCAUGAUGACAACUUGAUUUAUGCAUGAAUAUCACAGUAUUUCCAUAUAGUAAAAUAACAUUUCUGCCCAGGAUAAUAGUCACAGUUUUCCAGGGAGGGAAUGAUAUAAUUUUCAUGACAAUGUCAUGUGCUGAUAGAAUUUCUCCAUUGAUGAACCUCUAGUAUGUGUGUAUACUUUAUUUUACCCAUGUGUAUAUUUUAUGAUCAUGAUCUAAACUGUUAGUUCUUUCAUUCAUGUCCCUGCUGAGACACUGAUAUUAGCAACUUAGAGUUGGCAAGUUUAAUCAUCAGUCAGACCAGUGCUGCAGAGGUGAAGCCUCAGUGUGGAACCAUCUGGCUAGAAAAGAGGCAGCAUCCUGCAGGUGGCUCUGCUGGGGAUGGACAUUUGGCUGCUGGUACCAGGCUUGGCAUGGCUUAGAGUGAGGGGCCUAAUUACCCAGUUGUUGCUGGACGCCAGCUGUGCAUACCCAAGCAUGUCCACUGCAUCCUGGGUUAGUGCACAGCUGGACCCGAGCUUUCACAGAGCUCUGGUCUCCAGGAAACUGUCUCUUGGAUCAGGGUUUCACAUACUGUACUUAGUUCUCAGUCCCCUCAAGAUUUGGACACAGAAUAGGACAUCUUCCACUUUCUAUGCUUCCUACAGUCAGAACUCCAGUAGUGCAAGAAGGUCCCCUAUGUGCCAGCAUCAGCUCUCACCCAUGGAACCUGAAGCACAGUAGUGCUGGGGUCCCUUUUCAGCAGCCUCAAGACCCCAUCCUUCCAGGAUGUUGACUGCCUUGUCACCUCUCAGACACCCAGCAUUCUCAGGUUGCUGUAUGUUUCCUGGUGUUUAGAACACUCAUACCAACCAUUGCUAUCCGACGCCAUCUGACAGCUCAGUGAACAUCCUUUUCUGUCCGUUCCUAACAACUUAUUUGACACAUUAAUAAGUUCCUGACUGUCCUUAAAACAGUAGAGAUGCCUCUAUUUUAUUUGAGUUUUGUGACUGACUUUACCUAUAUAUCUUUCUGGGAUUUUGUUUGUUUUUAAUUUUUAUUUUGCAUACUGAGGGUAUUUGGGGUGGGGGUUGUUUUUUGAGAUGUGUAAUUCUUUUAUGGAGUUUUUAAAAAGAAUUUUCAUAUUGUUUUUCUAACAUGGCUUCAUUAAACGUUUAAGUAUUUUAAAAAUAUGUAAUAUUUGGACCAGAUGUUGUGAAUAAUAGUAGAGAUAAAGCUAUUUUAUUCUGUAUUUUUAAAACUGUUCCGUACGAAUAAAAGCUCUCCUGGAUGUA